Zymoseptoria tritici IPO323 is the source of this 1872-nucleotide messenger RNA. RefSeq lists its product as uncharacterized. Gene Ontology annotation, cellular component: endoplasmic reticulum membrane. Gene Ontology annotation, molecular function: GTPase activator activity; protein binding; guanyl-nucleotide exchange factor activity. Lineage: Eukaryota; Fungi; Ascomycota; Dothideomycetes; Mycosphaerellales; Mycosphaerellaceae. Bases 1 to 1872 code for a protein of 623 amino acids. Gene Ontology annotation, biological process: protein secretion. The record is from RefSeq and is a predicted model, not a curated record. The transcript has 3 exons.
AUGGCCCCGAAAUCGAACGUGUCCUACGCGAAACACACCCUACCAUAUCCUAUCUAUGCUGCCGACUGGGAUCCAUACAAUCGAGGAUACCUGAUCGUUGCGGGAGGCGGAGGAGAGGGUCGCAGUGGAUCCGUCCUCGACGUGAGCAACCGCGCCGCGAUUUCCACCGUUGCCGAUGUCGAUUUGUCCCGGGAAGAGGAUUCGAUAUCCUCAGUCGCAAAUCUCGCUACUAAGGAUGGCUUGAUUACCCUCGCUGGAAUCAACUCUUCGCAGGCCGAUCAGGACGUCGGCAAGAACGAACAUUUCCGCGCCUUUGGCAUCCGAUACCCUCCGCGUAAGAAGCAGAAGACAGAGGAUGAGAAGAGCGAGCCAGUCAAGGGCAACAUCACGUUGUUGGGGAAGAGAUCACUGUUCGCAAAGUCUACGGCGCCGAAGAAAGAGACGUACCAACGAUUACUGCGGCUAUCGCCUGUACAAAAGAGAGAUGCGCCUGCGAAGCGAAUCGGAGCGAUCGCAACGGGUCUUGCGAAGGACUCCGAGGUGAUUGUGUUCAAUGCGACUGUGGCCAUUCCGGAGGAUCGAGACAUUGUCACGAGAAUCGCUCUGCCGGAGAAGGCUGAGGCCGCCGAUCUGGAUAUCGCUGUGACACCUGAAUCCGACUUCAGCAUUGCAUACUGCGACGACCACAACAUCUAUGAGCAGACAUAUCGAUAUGACUUCAAUAAGAAGAAGGCUGAGAAACGUCCUGUCGGUCCCAGACGAGCGUACCAGAUGCCUGUGCCCGAAGGAUUUCAGGACCCUAGGAGCCGUCCAAAGUUCCGGUGCCUACGAUUUCUCAACGCAGAAAAUGUGGUCGCAUUGGUAAACAAGCCAAAUAAAGGAGGCGCGGAAUUGCGCGUGUACCAUCUUUAUCCUACUGGACCGGCUAUGGAGCUCAUGGUGAAGACUCUGCCUCGGCGUAUCAAGCAGGCAUCGAGUAUUGAUGUUUGCGCUUUUGAUGCUGAUAAGAACGGCAAUCAACAAUUUGCCGUUGCCGUAGCAGGGCAAGACAUCAGCAUCGAGAUCUAUACCACCAACUACCAAAGCGCGACGGACACCUUCUCUGGUAUGCACAGCUAUCUUACUCUGUCAGAAGUCCACGGCCAACAGAUGACCAAGAUCGUGUGGUCGCCCUUCUUUUCGCCGCCUCGAGCCACUGCCACUGUCCACCCAGGCCCUCAGUACGCACGUUUGGCAUCAGUCAGCUACGGCAACACCGUGGUAAUUGACACCUUCCCGUUGAAGCCCUUGGAACCACAGAACAAGGACUCUCGUUACGUUCUCAGCCAUCCGAAGGAGGAACGAUUAUGGAAGCUGGCAUACAUUGCGAUCAUUACCGUCAUCGUGGUCAUGGUCGCAAUGGUUCUCGCGACCUUCACAGCAGACAUUGCCGAAAACCCGACUGCCAUGCGCUUCCUCCCUCCUGGCGCCAGACAAUAUCUCGUCCCUUCAAAAGAUCCGAUAACCUCUACCCUCACACAAACCCUAACUAGGACCGUUCAGCGCGUCUCACCUCCGACAGACGUCCUCCGCAACGCCAUUGACGAACACCACGCCGACCCCGAAGCCAUUGAAGCCACCGCCAUCGUCGUAAGUGACGGCGCCGGUGGGGAAGGCGUCAAAGUCGAUAUCAACCCCGAUAAGGCGGGCUACCUCGAGCAGGACCCGCACGCAAAACACUGGCACGAACUGGACGACAAGCAAAAAUCGUACUGGAAGGAGAAACUGAAGGCCGCGGGCCAAUGGGCGGAGCAUGAGGGCGAGAGUGUGCUUAAGGGCGUGCUUUGGAGUACCUAUGCUCAGGUCGCGGCGGAGGUGAUUCGGGAGUUGUGA